AUGGAAAUGAAUUUUAUUCCUUAUAAUCAAGAGGAAAAUUUUAUAAUUCCACAAGAUAUAGUCGUAAAGUUGCCUUUACGUCUUCAAGAUGAUGAUCUACUCGCAAAACCUCGGCGGGGAAAAAAUCCAACGAGACCCCCCAAUACUUUCCUAAUAUAUAGAACCGCCUACACCCGGUUACUUCAAAGUGAAGGUCAUUAUGACCUCAGGAUGAGGGAAGUUACUAGCAAUGCUGCGAAAAGCUGGGCCAAGGCGGCCCAGGACGUCAAGGACGAGUGUAAGAAGUUAGCUACCUUAGCAAAGAAAAAACAUAUCGAAAUUUAUGGUCCUUCGCCACCGAGAAGGAGACCCAACAGACGACGAAGGCAAAACAUUCACAUUCAGGAGCCGACCCCUGUAAAUAAUGUGGACCCAUUUCCACAACCCAUUAAUACAGAAUUAGAACUCCCAUUCCAAUAUUCGCUGUAA
Diversispora eburnea is the source of this 468-nucleotide messenger RNA. The record is from the annotation of a GenBank genome assembly. NCBI's taxonomy places the organism in Eukaryota, Fungi, Glomeromycota, Glomeromycetes, Diversisporales, Diversisporaceae.